AAAAUUGUAUGUCUAUGACAUUGUUUUGUCUUUUAGGUUAUGGAUGAAAUUUCCAGAUGGGAAAAAUACAGAAGUUUCAGUUGAAUUUCUCAUAGAUAAUAAAUAAUUUCAUUACUAGUAAUUUCUGUUUAUGAAAACUACAACAAUUGAAAAUGGAAGGAGUUGGAGAGUAUUUCUGCAAAAUAAUAAAGGAGGAUGAGGAUAUUUCUGUUGGAGUUGCUGCAAUAAAAACUUUAAUGGCCAUAAUUAAACAUUCAACAUCUGAAACUGUUCAAGAAUUGGAGGCAAAUCUCAAAGAUGCAAUUCAGGAAAUGAAAAAUUGUGAUUAUACAGUUGCUGCCAUUAAUUCAGGAUGUGAACUUUUCCUCCGAUUCAUAACAUUUGCUGUCUUAGAUACAAGGACUUUUGAAGACUGCAAGAAAAUAAUGUUGGAUAGAGGUCAUUUAUUUAUUAAACGAUUAGAUGAGGCAAGAGGAAAAAUAGUCAAACAGGCUUCAAAUUUUAUUGAAGAUGGCUCGAGAAUAUUGACCCACUCUAGGUCAAGAGUGGUUUUACAAACCCUGAGAAAAGCUCAUAAACAAAAUAAAAGAUUUGAGGUUUUUGUUACUGUGUCAGCUCCCGAUGGUGUAGGUGAAAAAAUGUGUAAAGAUUUGGAGGCAGACGGUAUACCUUGUACUCUCAUCUUAGACUCGGCUAUAGGAUAUAUUAUGGAGCAAGUUGACUUUAUUAUGGUCGGUGCUGAAGGGGUUGUCGAGAGUGGCGGUAUUGUAAAUAAGGUUGGCACUUACACCAUGGCCGUCUGUGCAAAGGAAAUGAAAAAACGAUUUUAUGUGUUAACUGAAAGCUUCAAGUUUUCAAGGUCAUUUCCAUUAAAUCAGCAGGAUUUACCUGUUGAAUAUAAGUACACUUCUAAAAUGCGAGCUAGUAAGGACCUGAGAAAGAUACAUCCACUGGUAGACUACACUCCACCAUCUUAUAUUACCCUUUUAUUUACGGAUCUCGGAAUUUUAACGCCUUCAGCAGUUAGUGACCAACUUAUUACAUUGUAUUUAUAAAUGUUGAUGUAUUCGUGGCAAUAUGCAGUAAAAUCUUUUUAAGUAA
Leptinotarsa decemlineata (Colorado potato beetle) is the source of this 1101-nucleotide messenger RNA. It is a transcript of the gene eIF2Balpha, whose product is annotated as eukaryotic translation initiation factor 2B subunit alpha. Gene Ontology annotation, biological process: translational initiation. NCBI's taxonomy places the organism in Eukaryota, Metazoa, Arthropoda, Insecta, Coleoptera, Chrysomelidae. The record is from RefSeq and is a predicted model, not a curated record. Gene Ontology annotation, cellular component: eukaryotic translation initiation factor 2B complex. Gene Ontology annotation, molecular function: guanyl-nucleotide exchange factor activity; translation initiation factor activity.